Molecule: messenger RNA, 2213 nt
Organism: Dermatophagoides pteronyssinus (European house dust mite)
Lineage: Eukaryota; Metazoa; Arthropoda; Arachnida; Sarcoptiformes; Pyroglyphidae
Molecular function (GO): histone acetyltransferase activity
Source: RefSeq, a predicted model, not a curated record
CAACAAGGAUUCUAAAUGAAAAAAACAUUACAAAUUCGAAAAAAUUAUUGCCAUCAAGAAUUCAACAGAAUUCAUUGUUUUCAGUGCCAAAACCAAUGCAGUAUAACUCAACAAUGAUGACGAUGACAAUGACAACAACCAUCGAUCCAUUAAUCGAUCGCCUAUUUCGUAAUGGUCGUGAAACACACGAUGCAUUCAUCAAACGUAUUAUUAUGGCAGCUGCAAUAAAAGCGAAAGAACAACAAAAAUUACAGAAUCAAAUAUUUUAUGGUCAAAAUGAUCAUAAUUCACAACAAACAAUGGCCAUAAAACAAAGAACAAAUUUAUCUAGACCUUCUUCUACUCCUUUUCAUAAUCAUCAUCAUCAUCGCCAUCAUAAUCAUCAAAUUCAACAAAAACAUUCAAAUAGAACAACAACAACAACAACAACAAACCCAACACUAAUAGCACCAACGACACAAACAUCAAAAAUUUCUACUAAGCGUGAUAAUUUUCCUUUAAUUUCGAGACCAAUGAUUUUUAAUCCAAUUCGACAAAUUCUUUCAUCAACAACAGCAAUGUAUUCAACAACGACGGCACCGACGACGACAACAACAACAACAAAAACGCAAAUUUUAUUACCGGUAUUAUUUACAAAACCAAUGAUGAUAAAAAAUCAACAAUGGACACCAUCAUCAAUAUUACAGCAUCCGAACAAAACAUUAUUUCAAGUGGUUGUCAAUGUUGGUGAAAAACCUAUUGUUUUGACUGAUGUAACACCAACACCAAUUACAGCAUCAUUCAUAACAACACCAUUAUCCGAAAUUAUUAAAGCUACAUCAAUGAAUCCAACAAUCAAACUAACGACCGUAGCAUCGAAAAUAAAAUUCUUAAAUCCAGGUAUACAUAUGAUGCUAAAACAAAUGGCCGAAAAUCGAAAAAAUCUAACAUUAAAUACAUUUAAACAUAAACAGAAAGAUGAAUUGGCCGCAUUAUUGAAAAAAGAAUUGGAUGCCAAAAAAGCACAACUAAAUCAAACAAAAUCUAUAACUGAUAAGAUUAAGAAUGAAACAAUCAUUAUUGGACAUCGUCCUUAUGAAAAACCUAGUCAUAUUUAUCAUCAUCAACAUCAACAUCAUAAUCAUAAUCGUCAAAAUUCAACCACAACACCGAAACCAUUUUGGACACCAAAAAUAUCGCCAAUAAUUCGAGGUACUCAAACAAUUAAUCGAAAUGUUACAAAAUUUAUACCAACAAGACAUCCAUCUUCGAUGAUGACAAUCAUUAAAAAUAAUGAUGACUUAUCUUUAUUUGGUCAUUCACCUAAUCGAUUUGUAUCAUUAAGAAAACCGAUUAAAACAUCAUCAACUACGACAACAACAAUAAGACCAUUAUUAACGACAUCAAGAUCUGCAGUAAAAAUACGAAUCAAAAAUUUAACAACAACAACAAAAGGGCCAAAUUUGACACCAAUUUUUACAGUAUCAACUAUAGCUACAAUAAUAGAGGAAACGAUUCCAUUCGAAGUAAAUGAUGCAAUAAUUAUUGAUGAUAAUCUUAAAUUUAUGCCAAACAUAACAUCAACAACAACAAUGUCUAAUAACAUUGAUUCUGAUACCAAUAUAUUUUUUGAUCUUAAUUCGGAUGAAUCGAGAUUAUCUAAUACAAGUGUUGGCUGGAAUAAUCGAUCAACGAAUGUUUUAUUCAAUGAUGAUGAUAAGGAUAGUUUAGCAAAACAUUCGAUAAAAUUAAAUGAAUUGGCUACAAAUGAUAGAAAUAUUACAACAAUAUCUACAUCAACACAAAUACCGACACCAACAUCAACACAUAUGAAUAUUGGUAUUAUAACGACACCAACAAAUCCAUCAUAUCGUUUGACAACCGAACGAUUGGCAUAUAUAUUAAUUGGAUCAUGUUGUGCAUUAUCGGUCAUCUGUUUGAUCAUUGUUGCAAUGUCAGUACGAUUCAAAGAUAUGUGCGAUGAAUAUCGUCAUUGGAAACAAGCGGAAAAAGCUGCAUUGCGUUGGCAACAACAACAAAGAUUACGAAUGACAGCAUCCCAACAUCAUCAUCAUCAUCAUCAACAUCCCAAUCAAUCGCAUCCAUCGUUGACUAGUUCAAGAGAAAUGACAUCAUGGUUCUCAUUACAUCCAGCCGAUUAUAUGGCUGGACCAAAUAAUCAUUUAACUAAUAAUCGAACUAAUCUUUUUUCCAAUGACAUGGAUUUUUCGUAA